GAACAGAAACAAUCAGUGCCGCACAUAUACGCAAUGGCUGGGGUUAGCACGAAUCAGGGUAAAGUGGCUAGGUUAGCCGUCUAUCAGCUACUUCCUGCGUCCUGGACAGCGCUGUUGCUAGGUGUGGUAUCGAUGGGACCUCUGCCUGUUUAUUCGGUUUAGUUACUAGUGAAUCUUCAAAAAGUACAUAUUUUCUAUAUUUGCAAGUUAUAUAUAUGCAUAUAGUGAUUUAGGCACAAGUACUAAUGCAUUUAGUCUUUUACGCACGUAGCUGUCUCGAGCUUAUGCUCGCUCAAACCAUUGACUGCAAUUCUGCGCUAGGCCCGUGGAAGCUACGCUGUGAGCGCUUGCGGAGUAGCGGAACAAGUACAGGCGGAAAACUCGACUUUGUAAACAAAAUUUGAGUUGUGAGCUGAUAGAAGAUACUAGUUUUACGUUACUUAACAUUAAUACAUCAACGAGUUGUUGAGGAUUAUACAUUUGGAAUCUCUGACAAAUGUUAAACCACUCCCCCCUGUUGAAUGCGGUUCUGAGACUCAAUUAGAAUCAGAUGCAUCAUAACCCAUGGAAUUCAUAAAUGACUCCUAUUAUAGACACAGACCCUCGUCUUCUGGAGAAGCAGGAGCAGCAGCAGCCCACCUAUGUUGCUCUCAGCUACAUCAACAAGUUCAUGACGGACGCGGCGCGUCGGGAACACGAGACCCUGAAGAAGAAGGUCCAGCCCAAGCUGUCCCUGACCCUGACAGGGGGCGCUCUGUCCCGGAACAACGUGUCCACGCCUCCACGCCACAGCAGCGGCAACCUCACGCCCCCCGUCACCCCGCCCAUCACCCCCUCCUCCUCCUUCCGCAGUAGCACGCCCACGGGCAGUGAGUAUGACGAGGAGGAGGUGGACUACGAGGAUUCGGACAGCGACGAGUCGUGGACCACGGAGAGCGCCAUCAGCUCCGAGUCCAUCCUCAGCUCCAUGUGCAUGAACGGAGGGGAGGAGAAGCCCUUCGCCUGCCCCGUGCCCGGCUGCAAGAAGAGAUACAAGAACGUGAACGGGAUCAAGUACCACGCCAAGAACGGCCACAGAACCCAGAUCCGCGUGCGGAAACCCUUCAAGUGCCGCUGCGGGAAGAGCUACAAGACUUCUCAGGGGCUCCGUCACCACACCAUCAACUUCCACCCGCCCGUGUCCGCCGAUGUCAUCCGCAAGAUGCAGCAGUAGGGCGCCCAACCAGCCCUCCCCCCCCCCCCCCCCCCCCCCCGUCCUACCAUCACCAGCAGUGGCUGAGUCCCUUUUAACACCCCUUUCCCCCCACCACACCCCUCAUUACCUAGGCACACUCACAUAUACAAACAUACUUUUUUUUUUUCUUCAUUACACUACUCUUUUAUGGCAUGCUUUUCUCCCGUUUGUAUUUGGGAAUGUAUCUCUGUAGUGUUCGGUUUUGUACUUUUGCACAUUUAAGCUAUCAUUCAUCUUCUUGUACUUUCUGACACAUGGUGCUUAUUGGUAAAACUUGUUGCAGAGAAAGCCAAGUCCCUGAUAUGGAGGGAGGCAUGAAUAUGGAAAGAUAGAAAAAAGACAAAUACAAAUUGAGAUUGUAUGAGAAGAAAAACGACUUUAGAGUUAGCUGAGGAAGAAAAACAUUAUUUCUACACGGAAAUCAAAGAUCAUCACAUCAUCAUCAUUCAAACCACUUCUCUCAUUUCGGCCCACUAGUGAUACACUUUUCUGCUGCAGUGACAAUUCAAAGACAAUGUUUGUAACCUACUACCCAAUAUAUAGAAAAUAUAUGAUACUGUACAUUUGUGUACAGUAUAUACAUUCAGUGUAUACAUACCGUAUAGAAAAUGCACUUUCAUAUUGAGAUUUUGAAAAUGCUCCGACAAUUUCUUUACCAAUUUGAGCUGACAGAAGUGGAAGAUCCUCCUAUAUAGAAAUCUUUUUUUCUCCGAAUCUUUUUUUUUUGUGUUGGCACCAAAUGUUAAUCUCAGGUGACAAUUCGCCAACAAUUCAGUACCAUAAUCCUGCCCAACUAACAGGAUCAUGGAGUCAGCUGUUAUCGUUGUUCCCUGGAACUCCAGGACUGCUUCAAGAGUUCCAGAAGCCUUUCUUAGGGAGCUGAUUGGUCCUCUUCACCAGAAUCUGGUGAGGGGUUUAAAGCACUUUCUAGUAACCUGUUGCCAACCAAUUUGAAUGGUUUACUGUUGGGUUGCCAAUAUCUUGGUCUGCGAUGAUAUUUAGUCUCAGAGAGUAGCUCAAGGAACUCUGAAGGUACUAGAUGUUCCCCUCAAUUUUAAGGGACGUUAUUUUUUUUCACCAGACCUCCAGCAUUUCCUGUUUGUUGUGAGAUUAUGUAUAUGGUUGCCUUGAACUGUAGACCACAGCAUUCCAAUCCAGAAUAUUUCUACAGCCUCGUGGAGACGAUCCAAGGAGUUCAAGCCUAGCCUGUUCAAAACGUUCUUGCUAGAUGUUCCUAUAAAGAUAGACUGGUCCAGACUGUCUGCGAUUCCUCCAGUGUAGACUACAGCCCAGUGCAGUGUCUAGAGACCUCUCCAAGAACAAGAGACCUCCAGUCGAGUUUAGCACGCUUCCUUUUUAUGACAUCAUUGAAUACCUCCUGUUUGAGUGGAGCACAUUACCAACUCUUCUUAUGUGCCAUGAAUAGGGAAGAGGCGACUUGGAACCACAGGGUCCAAAAUUCUAGCAGAAAACCAGACAAACUAGAGGAGGCUAUUAAUGACUCAUUCAAACAUCAUCACUGCAUGGAAGUUAAUGUUGCUAUGGAACCAUAGUUUAUAUUUAGAUGAUAACAGUGACAGUAUUAUACUGCCAGUGAGGAGGGAAGUAUUUGAAAUAUUGUGUAUAGUUAAUGUAUUGUCAUGUUAUCAGUGUAAUUUCAUUAAAUUAUAUUUUCGUAUGUUUCUGAAGUGACAAUGUACGUAUGUGUAUCCAGAGGUUGUGACGGACCUGACGGUGAUGUACUGAACUGUCUCCAACAACAACAAAAAAAGAAUGCUGCUUCAUAAUGUAAACUUGAUUACAUUUGAAAAAUACAAAAUGCCUCUGACGUGUCAAAUGAGUCUGUCACAAAAAACACCCGAAACCAAACAUUGUUUCAAACUGACACUUUUAUUGAGAUUUUAUUCAUUUUUGAUACAUGAGUCAAACACGCGAGGAAAUGAACAGUCUCUAUGACAGGAAUAACUUAAAGAAGUAAAGAGAGAAAUACAUUUAACACAGGCCUGACAUGCACUGAUCAGCAGAGCGGUUAGGCAUGAGCUGUUUAGCCAGACACACAACACAGUAGAGUUAAAA
Hypomesus transpacificus is the source of this 3310-nucleotide messenger RNA. RefSeq names its product JAZF zinc finger 1b (gene jazf1b). The transcript is spliced from 5 exons. Gene Ontology annotation, cellular component: nucleus. Bases 578 to 1213 code for a protein of 211 amino acids. The record is from RefSeq and is a predicted model, not a curated record. NCBI's taxonomy places the organism in Eukaryota, Metazoa, Chordata, Actinopteri, Osmeriformes, Osmeridae.